Messenger RNA from Miscanthus lutarioriparius, 1290 nucleotides. The record is from the annotation of a GenBank genome assembly. Lineage: Eukaryota; Viridiplantae; Streptophyta; Magnoliopsida; Poales; Poaceae.
AUGAUGGCUGCGGCGGCGCUCAGGCCGCACAAGGCUUCGCCGGCGCGCGUGCCCACGCAGUGCGUGGCCACGCUCUGCGCCGCCUGCUUCCUCCUCGGCAUCUGCGUCCUCAACAGGUACUGGGCUGUUCCUGAGCAUCCCGGUUGCCCAGACAAGGCAGGCUCCGACCACUCGAGGGCCGCGUUGAACCAAGUGUCACAGACUCGCGAAGUCAUCAUGGCGUUGGAUAAGACGAUAUCCGACAUCGAGAUGCGUCUGGCUGCAGCUAGAGCCGCCCAGGCGAUGAGCCAGGGCAUGUCACCGGACGACUCGGAGGGCGACCAGGGAACUGUGCGGCAUAGGAUGUCUUUUGUCAUGGGCGUUUUCACCACUUUUGCGAACCGGAAGCGGAGAGAUUCGAUAAGGCAAACAUGGAUGCCACAAGGUGAUCAGUUGCGAAGAUUGGAAGAGAAGGGCGGCGUUAUCCGUUUUGUUAUUGGACGCAGUGCAAAUCCAAACCCGUUUAAUGAAGUCGAUCGUGCAAUUGAUGCAGAAGAUAAAGAAUACAAUGAUAUCUUGAGAAUUAAUCAUGUGGAAGUCUAUGGAGGGCUCCCUAUGAAGAUUCAGAUGUUUCUUUCAACUGCUCUUACUAUGUGGGACGCUGAUUUCUAUGUAAAAGCUGACGAUAAUGUUCAUGUCAACAUUGGUAUCACCAGAUCGAUUUUGGCGCGACACAGGACGAAACAUUGGGUGUACAUUGGCUGCAUGAAAUCUGGACCCGUUAUUGCUAAAAAUGACUCCAAGUAUUAUGAGCCAGAUCAUUGGAAGUUUGGGACUGAGGGUAACAACUACUUUAGCCAUGCAACACAGCAACUGUAUGCUGUAACCAGGGAUUUGGCAACUUACAUAUCGGCAAACCGGCAUAUCCUGCACAAGUAUUCAAACGAAGAUGUAUCAUUUGGCUCUUGGUUGAUUGGGUUGGAAGUCGAGCAUGUUGAUGAGAGAAGCCUUUGCUGUGGUACUCACCCAGACUGCGAAUGGAAAGCGCAGGCCGGGAACCCAUGUGCGGCGUCCUUUGACUGGAACUGCACUGGCAUCUGCAAUCCGGUGGAGAGGAUGACAGAGGGCCCUGCGCAGGCGGUGGCUCAGCAGCAGCUGGGGAUGAAGAAGACACUGAUGGCGUGGGAUGGGCUGAAGAGGGUGCUGCGAGCGGGGGAGACUCUGGCGUGGGAACCAUAUGUGCGGAGGCUGGGGCAGGCGUAUCAGGAUGGGCAGGAACAUGAAUGCGCGACGGUGCCAGUUCCUGAAUAA